Molecule: messenger RNA, 1461 nt
Organism: Aspergillus tubingensis
Lineage: Eukaryota; Fungi; Ascomycota; Eurotiomycetes; Eurotiales; Aspergillaceae
Product: SUN domain-containing protein
Exons: 3
Coding region: 1-1461 (486 amino acids)
Source: RefSeq, a predicted model, not a curated record
AUGAAGGCCACUAGCGCAACGGUGGCUUUCCUAGCCAUGACUGCUGUCCAAGCAGCCAAGCACGCCCAUGACCAUGGCCACCACCGCAGCCAUCGCUCGGUGGAUGCCCCCGUGGUGAAGAAGAGUUCCUCGUGUCAGUUCCCCUCCGGGGCUGGCUUGAUCCCUAUCACUCCCCAUGAGGUCAAUGGUGGAUGGGCUAUGAGCCCUGACCAGGAGUGCAAGCCUGGUGGAUACUGCCCGUAUGCUUGUCCGGCUGGCCAGGUCUCUAUGCAGUGGGACCCGGAGGCUACUUCGUACACCUACCCCAUGUCCAUGAAUGGUGGACUGUACUGCGAUGAGAACGGCGAGAUCCAGAAGCCCUUUCCGGACCGUCCCUACUGCAAGGACGGCACCGGCGUCGUCAGCGCGAAGAACAAGUGCAAGGAGCAGGUGUCUUUCUGCCAGACGGUUCUUCCUGGCAAUGAGGCCAUGUUGAUUCCCACGCUUGUUGAGGAAUUGGCUACCCUGGCUGUUCCGGAUCUGAGCUACUGGUGUGAGACUGCGGCGCACUUCUAUAUCAACCCUCCGGGAUACAACACCGAGACGGCCUGUGUCUGGGGUACCUCCGCGAACCCCUACGGCAACUGGUCCCCGUAUGUUGCUGGCGCCAACACCGACGGCGACGGCAACACCUAUGUGAAGCUCGGAUGGAACCCGAUUUACCUGGAACCGACCACCCCAUUCCGCAACGAAGUCCCUGAAUUCGGUGUCGAGAUCGAGUGCGAGGGAGGCGGCUGCAAUGGACUUCCCUGCAAGAUCGACCCGUCCGUCAACGGCGUGAACGAGAUGACUGGCGACAGCUCGGUGGGUGCCGGCGGUGCCACCUUCUGUGUGGUGACGGUGCCCAAGGGCGGCAAGGCCAAUGUCGUUGUCUUCGACAAGGAAGGCGAUUCGGCCAGCGUGCCGGUGUCCAGCAGCAGUGUAAGCAGCGUCGUCGUGAGCAGCAGCGCCAGCUCCAGCAGCACUUCGACCAGCAGCAUCGUCCCUACUACUAGCAGCACGUCGACGGUUAUCAGCACCAGCUCCAGCACUACCAGCAGCACUUCGACCCCGACCCCAUCUAGCACUACUACCUCCAGCUCCACGCUCAGCUCCAGCUCCACCAUCAGCACCACCAGCUCCAGCAGCAUCACCCCCCGGCCUACCCCCAGCUGGACGCCCUCAUCCAGCUGGAAGGUCAGCUCCAGCGCAGCAAUGAACUGGACCGCUAGCUACACGUACAAGCCCCAUGCGAUGGUGGAGACAGGCUCCUCGCACGCGAAUCCUGUCGCUGCUGCUGCUGUUGCCAGUGGUUCAAGCCAGACAACUGGAACUGCUCAAGCAACACCGUCGGCAGCUGUGACGGAUGGCGCUGCUGUUGGUAGUGCAGUGUCCAAACUGAGUCUGAUUGUGGCGGUCCUUGGAGCGAUUGUAAUGGUCUAG